CCGACUCUCCUUCGGCAGUUCCUGUCCUCGUGGGAUGAGGAGUUUGAAAAAUGCCAAGGUCACCUCAGGCCUGGAGGAGAGACAGAUAAAAGUGUCUUCCCAGCGUCCCAUCGCAUCCCCAUUCAGAAGGCUUGCUUGCUUUCGGUGCCCACCUGUGCCCAUUUCCGACAGCCCAUCUGAUCCCGGUGCCAUGUUCUUCCUCUUUUUCCUCCACCUCUUGCUGGCCAGCGGGGUGCCCUCCGCUGGCACCUCCGACCUCCGGAAGGGAGACCCCACGGGGGAGCAGCAAACUCGUGAGUUUUCUGCCCUGACUCUCAACGAAAGCUGUCGGGAGCAAAUCCUCCAGCGAGCAAGGACCGUGAUGUGCCAGCUGCUGCGGUUAGACCAUCCACCCCGGCUGACGGCCAGCAUGACCCACCAGGUGCGGGAACAAUGGGCCAAAGAAGGAAGGAAGUCUCCGGAGCCCUCCAUCGGGGGACAGCAUCUCAAUAUAACCUCCAAUCAGACAUUGGUGAGCCAAAGAGGGGGCUGCUUACAGAUCUCGCAACGCGUCACCCUGGAUGAUCUUGGCUGGCAGAAUUGGGUGCUGAGCCCCACUUCCUUCACCUUCACCGAAUGUCUGGGGUGCCAUUGCCACCGGAUCAAAGAAGAGACGCAGCUGCCCCUCUGGAGUUUGGCCUGUGGCCUCCAGGAACCAAGCCAUCAAGACCAGGCGGAUGCCCAACAGAGACGCUGCUGUCGACCCCGAAAGAGCCCGCUCCCCUUUCUUUUCCUCAAAGAGGACGGCUCCUUGAACCUCCAGACGGUCCGCCUGGCCCACGAUUGUCACUGCCGACCCUGAGCUGAGACCCCCCCACAUACACCCCCACACCCCCGAGACCCUCGCUCAGCCCCCAGGAGCUUUCUGCAUAGGGAGAGGGAGAGCAUCCCCUCUCUUUGCAGGGAGAGCAUCGCUGUGGAGGAGAGGAAAGGAACAAAACUUUUUAAAAUGUUGUUUUCACCUUUUUUAAAAAACACACAAAAGGAGUCCCUGGGGUGGGGUGGGGGCUGGGGGAGCCCCUUUCCCACAGCUCUGCCCCCCGCCAUUGCAAACACCAGCACCGCUGCACCGCUACGCAAAGCUGCUCGGAGCAAGGUCUACUAGGUGUGAGUGGCUCAAGGCAUCCUGGGAGUUGUGGUUUGGACAAGACAGCUGGAUUGUGGGGUGAGGAGUGGGGGUUUAACCCAAAACCUCACCCUUCUUGCAAAGGCCGGUCAGGUUACCUUGGGGUUUGGGUCGCUUGACCGUAAGGACAUGUUUAGCCAGGGAGCCUUUUCUCCACCUGCCCUUCAGUCCUUGGAUGUUCCCACACUUUUCACAGCAGCUAAAUGCAGAUCCAGCUCUCCCCUUUAUAAGCCAUCGUUUGCUAGAGCAAUCCUUCAAGGAGGGGGGACUUCAACUCCCAGAAUCCCCCAGCCAGCAUGUUUUAAGAUGGGUGGGCUUCAACUCCCAGAAUCCCCCAGCCAGCAUGCUUUAAGAUGGGUGGACUUCAACUCCCAGAAUUCCCCAGUCAGCAUGUUUUAAGACAGAUGGACUUCCACUCCCAGAAUC
Messenger RNA from Pantherophis guttatus, 1591 nucleotides. Its product is annotated as growth/differentiation factor 15-like. The record is from RefSeq and is a predicted model, not a curated record. NCBI's taxonomy places the organism in Eukaryota, Metazoa, Chordata, Lepidosauria, Squamata, Colubridae. Gene Ontology annotation, molecular function: growth factor activity.